Molecule: messenger RNA, 2180 nt
Organism: Myripristis murdjan (pinecone soldierfish)
Lineage: Eukaryota; Metazoa; Chordata; Actinopteri; Holocentriformes; Holocentridae
Gene: il13ra2
Product: interleukin 13 receptor, alpha 2
Exons: 10
Coding region: 31-1338 (435 amino acids)
Biological process (GO): cytokine-mediated signaling pathway
Cellular component (GO): external side of plasma membrane
Molecular function (GO): protein binding; cytokine receptor activity
Source: RefSeq, a predicted model, not a curated record
UCGCAAACCAUCAUAGGGGACUGGCUUCUCAUGAGGAGCAUUGAAAAGGACCAGCCCACUCCGACAUCAUCGGCAGCUGGUGUGAUUUCAAGAGGGAAAACUUUUUCCUCACGUUCCUGGAGGAUGACAGGGAAUGUCUGGUUGUCAAUAAGAGCGACGUUGAUGCUAUUCUUGCUAAACUGGAGCCAGUGCAUCCAAUACAAUGGAUUGACAGUGGAUCCUCCAGAGAAUCUAACGAUAUUGGACCCAGGUCAUCUGGGAUCCCUCCAAAUCCACUGGAGCCCCCCUGCCAGCUUGCUGAACAUGAAGGACUGCCACAAGCGAUUUCAGCUGGAGUACUUCAACACAUAUGAGGAUCAGUGGACCAUCAUCAGGACCUCCAAGAGGACAUACAGUGCCCAAUUUGAUCUGGGAAAACAAGUUCAAGUGAGGGUGUACACCUUACUGAAAGGAUCCUGCACCAAUGGCUCCGAGGUCAAGAGUGCACGUUACACUGAACUGAUCAAGGAGCCUACCAGCACCGGCCUGGUGGGAACUGCAGUCCAGGAUUUUGUCUGCGUGUUUCAUCGGAUGGAGUAUGUUGAAUGCAAAUGGGAAAGAGACCCCAAGCAGCCAGCUAACUCACUCCCAACUCUCUAUUUCUGGCACAAUGAGCUGGAACAGACAGAGGAAUGCCCAAAAUACAUCAUUUCCAAUGGAAUAAGGAGUGGCUGCACGUUCACAGGGAAAUCCCUCCCUGAUUUCACUGAUAUCAACUUCUGUGUGAACGGUUCUUCCCCUGAGGGGCCCAUGAAGCCAUCAUUCAUCACUCUGCAAAUCCAAAACCAUGUGAAGCCUGCAGCCACACAGAUACUGCAGCUACAGGCGCGUCCAGACACGCAGCUGGAGCUGAGCUGGGAGAGUCCUGCUGGGAAGGUGCCCAAAAACUGCCUCGAGUGGGAAGUGGAACACAGUGAGGAGGGGCCUGAUGGAAACCACUUAUCGGAGACCAUUUCAACCACAGGGACGAUGGAGACUUUGCUCUCCAUCUCUGACAAAAGCAGGAUUUGCGUCAGGGUUCGGUCCAAAAUGCAUAAGUACUGUGCUAACGAAGGCUUCUGGAGCGACUGGAGUGUUUGGACUUGUUACCCAGAAGAGAAAGUAAGUGGUGCCAAGCAAGGAUGGGACGUCAUCGCUCUGUGUACUUAUGUCACUGUUGCCAUAAUCACCGUGCUGCUACUGUCUCUCUGUGUGUGGGCGCUGCUCAGAGUGUGGAGAUCAAGGCUGGUGACAAAGCUGGACUCCCUGUCUGUGUCUCUGUUUGCCAGCAAGUCCAUCGUUAGUGUGGUGGAGCCCUGAGGAGACGAGAAGAGCUGCAUCCUUCCUCACCCGGCCGUCUCCAGGUGUCCCGUCUCUCUCUGACAGAGCCCUGCAGAACGGCCUUCUAGUGUUAUCCUCCUCCUCCUCCUCCUCCUCUCUGCUUUUACUCGCAUAGUGAAGCUGUCAGAGGUGCCAUCUUAACAUAUUAGGCUACAACUUGUGUUCAGUAGUUUUAGAUUGAAGUGACCAUUUUGAGAUUGUGAGCAUCACUGAAAAGUGACUGAAUAUGUUACAUGUUGAAGGGAUGGUAAACUCAGUCAAACAUAGUACCAUUAUUAUGUUAUUCAGCCUCAAAGAUUUGCGAGUUUCUGCAAGACACUAACUGUAAUGAAAGGGAGUUUUAAGGGCUGUAUUUUCUACAGUAACACAUUACAGACCUUCAGGGCUUACUAACACUGCAAAAACAUGUUAGCCAAUAUUUUCACAGCUAACAUUGCCGUAGAGUUCGCUUGCUAAAAAGAUCCAUGUCAGCGCUUUGCUGGCCAACUUCUUCUCUGAUACAAUGGCAGAUUGGUAAAAUAAUUAUAAGUAAAAUGGUGGAUGUAUGUCCAGGAAUAGCAGAAAAUUGGCAUGCCGUGCCAAUGGUUACUGUUUGCCAAAAUUUUUUUUCCUAGGGUGGCGAAGUCUUUUGAGUGGUCAUUUUGGCUUAUUGGUUAAGGUUAGGGUUAGGCGUAACUUGGUCAUGCCUAAGAUUAGGGCAAAGCUAUAGAGAAUGAACACAAGUCAAUUAGGUUAUGACUUCGCCAUCCUAAGGGGAAGUUAUUAUUGUUGUUGUUAUUAUAAUUACUGUAAUCAUUAUUAUUAUUAUUAUUAUUAUUAUU